CCCUUCAGACAGGGGGGCGGGGCUUCCGCCUGGCGGGGCUGUGCGCGCUCACCCGCGGCAGAAGCUAACUCUUUUCCAGGUGCUCGCUCUCUCGUUAGGCACAUGCACGCGUAGCCAUCGAGGCAGUUCCGUCCCGUUUACCAAAGCAUCUUCCCUUUGGUUACACCAGCUCUGGCUUAGGGAGGUGACUCUGUCAUGUCGAACUCGCGGCCUAGGCCCCGCCGCGGCGCCGGGAGUGGCGCCCGGGCAGCCGGGCGGGACGAGCUGGUGUCGCGGUCCUUGCAGAGCGCCGAGCACUGCAUGCGCGCCCAGGACUUCGGCACCGCUUACGCCCACUACCUCCUCGUGCUCAGCCUGGCGCCGGAGCUGAAAGACGACGUGAAGGAAACUUUCCAGUAUACACUCUUCAGAUGGGCUGAAGAGCUUGAUGCCCUCAGUAGAACACAAGACUUACUUGGUUGCUAUGAGCAAGCCCUGGAACUGUUUCCUGAUGAUGAAGUGAUUUGCAAUAGUAUGGGGGAGCAUCUCUUCAGAAAGAAAAAAAUGAAUCCAGAGUUCUGUGGAUUAGACUUUUGUGAAAACUCACAGCAUGAUAUUUUACUUACAUGUAUUUUUAAAAAAUCAUUCUGUAGAGUGUCCCUAGUUGUAACAGAAACUGUCGAUGCAGGUUUAUUUGGAGAAGGAAUUGUGGAGAGUUUGAUUCAUGCAUGGGAGCAUUUACUUUUGCAGCCAAAGACCAAAGGUGAAAAUGGUAACAAUGGAAAGUAUGGGAAAGUUAUACCAGCAAGUGCUGUUAUAUUUGGCAUGGCAGUAGAAUGUGCAGAGAUAAGAAGACAUCAUAGGGUGGGCAUUAAGGACAUUGCUGGGAUCUGUUUGCCAACAAAUGUGAAAUUUCAGAGUCCAACUUAUUCUUCUGUAGAUACCGAAGAAACAGUUGAACCUUAUACAACUGAAAAGAUGAGUCGAAUUCCUGGUGGAUAUUUGGCUUUGACAGAGUGCUUUGAAAUUAUGACAGUAGAUUUCAACAAUAUUCAGGAAUUAAAAAGUCUUGCAACUAGAAAACCUGAUAAAAUUGGUGUUCCUGUUAUUAAAGAAGGCAUACUAGAUGCCAUUGUGGUUUGGUUUGUACUCCAGCUUGAUGAUGAACAUAGUUUGUGCACAAGUCCUAGUGAGGAAUCAUGUUGGGAACAAGCUGUCUACCCCGUACAUGACCUUGCAGACUACUGGAUAAAGCCUGGGGACCAUGUGAUGAUGGAAGUGUCUUGUCAGGAUUGCUACUUAAGAGUCCAGAGUAUCAGUGUCUUCAGUUCGGAAUAUGAAAUGGAUGUUGGACAAAGUUCUACCAAGAAUAAAGACUUGCUCUCUUUAGGAAAUGAGGCUGACCUCUGUAGUGCCCUGGCUAACCUUCAGACCAGUAAACCAGAUGCUGUGGAGCAGACAUGUGUACUGGAAUCCACAGAAAUUGCUUUGCUGAAUAACAUUCCAUAUCAUGAAGCCUUCAAAAUGGCAAUGAGGAAAGUGCUGUCUUCACUGACCCCAGAGAAGCUGUGCCAGGCCGUGGAUGCCCACUGCCAGGACAGUGAGAUGAGCUGUGGAAGUGGACAGAAUGAUUCUGAACAGAGUGCCUCGGAGCCUUUCUAUGUGCUAGAUGUGUCUGAAGGCUUCUCUGUUCUGCCUAUAAUCGCUGGCACAUUGGGGCAGGUUAAACCUUACAGUUCUGUGGAGAAAGACCAGCAUCGCAUCACUCUGGACCUCAUAUCUGAAGCCAAUCACUUUCCUAAGGAAACACUUGAGUUUUGGUUGAGACAUGUGGAAGACGAAUCUGCUGUGUUGCAAAGGCCCAAAUCAGACAAGUUGUGGAGUAUAAUUAUAUUGGACGUCAUUGAGCCAUCUGGGCUCAUACAGCAGGAAAUAAUGGAAAAAGCUGCAAUAUCCAGGUGUUUGCUACAAUCUGGAGGCAAGAUUUUUCCUCAGUAUGUGCUGAUGUUUGGGUUGCUCGUGGAAUCACAGACACUGGUAGAAGAGAAUGCUGUUCAAGGAACAGCACGAACUCUUGGAUUAAAUAUAGCACCUUUUAUUAACCAGUUCCAGGUACCUAUUCGUGCAUUUUUGGACCUGUCCUCACUGCCUUGUAUACCUUUAAGCAAGCCAGUGGAACUCCUAAGACUGGAUUUAAUGACUCCAUAUUUGAACACCUCUAACAGAGAAGUAAAGGUUCACAUUUGUAAAUCUGGACAAGUGACCGCCAUUCCAUUUUGGUAUCAUAUGCAUCUUGAUGAUGAGAUUAGGUUAGAUACGUCCAGUGAAGUCUCCCACUGGAAACAAGCUGCAGUUGUUUUAGAUAAUCCCAUCCAGGUGGAAAUGGGGGAGGAACUCGUGCUCCAUGUCCAGCACCACAAAAGCAACGUCAGCAUCACAGUGAAGCACUGAAGAGCAGUUUUCUGGUGAAAACCUGUUUACAUAGAGCAAAUACACAACUUUUCUGGUCUGAGUAGUGUGACUGUAAUCAUAAAGUGGGGGAUAUAAAGACUUAAUUCCUUGUAUUGAUCAAAUUUUUUUUUAAAUUGACCUUUAAUAAAAUGUAUGUAAAAGAUACGUUAUGUAGUAGUAUUAUUACAAAAAUAUUUGCUGCAGACUUCCUUUCUGAAAAAGGAAGCAAAUCAUUAGUUUUUACAUUAGGAAAACUUGGUCUUUAUUGCUUAGUUUUACUCACUAUAGAUUAAAUUUUACUAAACACUUUUACUUAUGUGCUAAAGCUAUAAAGGAUUUUGAAUCAUC
This is a messenger RNA of Myotis davidii, 2778 nucleotides long. It is a transcript of the gene PRMT9, whose product is annotated as protein arginine methyltransferase 9. The transcript has 11 exons. Bases 196 to 2430 code for a protein of 744 amino acids. Gene Ontology annotation, molecular function: protein-arginine omega-N monomethyltransferase activity; protein binding. The record is from RefSeq and is a predicted model, not a curated record. Lineage: Eukaryota; Metazoa; Chordata; Mammalia; Chiroptera; Vespertilionidae. Gene Ontology annotation, biological process: peptidyl-arginine methylation.